UUUGAAAGCAAACCAAGUUUCUAUGCUCUUUCCUACAAAGACUUAAGACUUUGUUUACACUUCUUUAGUCAACUUUAUCAUUUCUUUAUAUCUACAUGAAUCUUGAAUUGCAUUGGCACCAAUAAUAUCAUCAUUGUAAGGAUAAUUCAUAAUUGAAUGGCAUAUACCACUAUAGAUGAAGCCUCUUCAUCUUCUUCUCCUUCCAUCCAAACAUCAAGAUGGACCAACCAUGUUUUCUUGAGUUUUAGAGGUGAGGACACUCGCCAAGGUUUCACUGACCAUCUUUUUGCUUCAUUGGAAAGAAGAGGGAUCAAAACAUUCAAGGAUGAUCAUGAUCUUGAGAGGGGUGAAGUGAUAUCAUAUGAACUCAAUAAAGCCAUUGAAGAGUCUAUGUUUGCUAUCAUCAUUCUCUCACCAAACUAUGCUUCCUCAACAUGGUGUUUGGAUGAGCUAAAAAAGAUUGUUGAGUGCAGUAAGAGUUUUGGUCAAGCUGUUUUUCCAAUCUUCUAUGGUGUUGAUCCAUCUGAUGUCAGGCAUCAGAGAGGAAGCUUUGAUGAAGCUUUUAGAAAACAUGAAGAAAAGUUCCGGAAAGAUAGAACGAAAGUGGAAAGAUGGAGAGAUGCUUUAAGAGAAGUUGCUGGUUACUCUGGUUGGGACUCCAAGGGCCGGCAUGAGGCAUCAUUGGUGGAAACAAUAGUUGAACAUAUUCAGAAAAAAUUGAUUCCUAAAUUGAAGGUUUGCACAGAUAACCUUGUUGGAAUUGACUCGCGGAUAAAGGAAGUAUAUUCGCUACUAGCAAUGGACUUAAACAACGUUCGCUUCAUAGGCAUAUGGGGCAUGGGUGGCAUUGGAAAGACAACUAUUGCUAGAUUAGUCUAUGAAGCGAUCAAAAACGAGUUCAAGGUUAGUUGCUUUCUUGCAAACAUUAGAGAAACAGUUUCUAAGACAGAUAACUUAGCUCAUAUCCAAAUGGAACUUCUUUCUCAUCUUAAUAUAAGAAGCAAUGAUUUUUACAAUGUUCAUGAUGGCAAAAAGAUAUUAGCAAAUUCUUUCAACAAUAAAAAGGUUCUUCUUGUUCUUGAUGAUGUGAGCGAAUUAAGCCAAUUGGAGAAUUUAGCUGGGAAGCAAGAAUGGUUUGGUCCAGGAAGUAGAGUUAUAAUCACAAGUAGAGAUAAGCACUUGUUAAUGACACAUGGAGUGCAUGAAACUUAUAAGGCUAAAGGCUUAGUAAAAAAUGAAGCACUUAAGCUCUUCUGUUUGAAAGCCUUUAAAGAAAUUCAACCUAAAGAAGAGUAUUUGAGCUUGUGCAAAGAAGUGGUUGAAUAUACAAGAGGUCUUCCAUUAGCACUUGAGGUAUUAGGUUCACAUCUUCAUGGAAGAACUGUUGAGGUUUGGCAUAGUGCUUUAGAACAAAUAAGAAGUGGUCCUCACUACAAAAUCCAUGAUACAUUGAAAAUAAGCUAUGAUAGUUUACAAUCUAUGGAGAAAAAUUUGUUUCUAGAUAUUGCAUGUUUCUUCAAAGGAAUGGACAUAGAUGAAGUAAUAGAAAUUUUAGAAGGUUGUGGUUAUCAUCCCAAAAUUGGAAUUGACAUUUUGAUUGAAAGAUCUUUGGCAACUUUGGAUAGGGGGGACAAUAAGUUGUGGAUGCAUGAUUUGCUUCAAGAAAUGGGAAGGAAUAUUGUGUUUGAAGAAUCUCCAAAUGAUCCUGGAAAACGCAGUAGGUUAUGGUCUCAAAAAGACGUUGAUCAAGUAUUGAGACAAAAUAAGGGAACUGAUAAAAUUCAAGGCAUAGCUAUGGACUUAGUUCAACCAUAUGAAGCAAGCUGGAAGAUUGAAGCCUUCUCGAAAAUAAGUCAGCUAAGGUUACUCAAAUUAUGUGAAAUAAAACUUCCCCUUGGCUUAAACCGUUUCCCUAGUUCACUAAGAGUUCUUGAUUGGAGUGGUUGUCCUUUGAGAACCCUGCCACUCACUAAUCAUUUGGUUGAAAUUGUUGCCAUCAAAUUGUAUCGUAGCAAAAUAGAACAACUUUGGCAUGGAACACAGUUUCUUGAAAAUCUGAAGUCCAUCAACUUGAGCUUUUCGAAGUCUCUAAAGAGAUCGCCCGACUUUGUUGGUGUACCAAAUCUUGAAUUCCUGGUUCUUGAAGGUUGUACAAGCUUAACUGAGAUUCAUCCUUCCCUUUUAAGCCACAAGAAACUUGCUCUACUGAAUUUGAAAGACUGCAAAAGACUAAAAACACUUCCAUGUAAAAUAGAGAUGAGUUCUUUGAAGGGUUUAAGUCUUUCUGGUUGCUGUGAAUUUAAACAUCUUCCAGAGUUUGACGAAACUAUGGAAAAUCUAUCAAAGCUUUCUUUAGAGGAGACUGCUAUAAAAAAACUUCCAUCUUCGCUUGGAUUUCUUGUAUCCCUUCUUAGCCUGGAUUUAGAAAAUUGCAAGAACCUUGUUUGUCUUCCAAAUACAGUAAGUGAAUUGAAGUCCCUCUUAAUUCUGAAUGUUUCUGGCUGCUCAAAGCUCCAUAGUUUUCCAGAAGGUUUAAAGGAAAUGAAGUCUUUGGAGGAACUUUUUGCAAAUGAAACUUCUAUUGAAGAACUACCUUCAUCGGUUUUUUUCCUAGAAAACCUCAAAGUAAUAUCAUUUGCUGGUUGCAAAGGACCGGUUACUAAGUCGGUGAAUACAUUUUUGCUACCAUUUACACAAUUUCUAGGUACUCCACAAGAACCUAAUGGAUUUAGAUUGCCGCCAAAAUUAUGUCUGCCUUCAUUGAGGAAUUUAAAUUUAAGUUACUGCAAUCUAUCUGAAGAAUCAAUGCCAAAAGAUUUUUCCAACUUAUCUUCCUUGGUUGUUUUAAAUCUCUCUGGAAACAAUUUUGUUAGGCCACCAAGUAGCAUUUCGAAACUUCCAAAGCUUGAAUAUCUUAGGCUAAACUGUUGUGAAAUGCUUCAGAAGUUUCCAGAAUUCCCAUCAAGUAUGAGGUUAUUAGAUGCAAGUAAUUGUGCUUCAUUGGAAACUUCCAAAUUCAAUCUAUCUAGACCAUGCAGUCUCUUUGCAUCGCAGAUACAACGACACUCGCAUUUGCCCAGAUUACUGAAGAGCUAUGUUGAGGCACAAGAACAUGGUCUACCUAAAGCAAGAUUUGACAUGCUUAUCACAGGGAGCGAAAUUCCCUCAUGGUUUACACCUUCAAAAUAUGUUUCUGUUACAAAUAUGUCAGUCCCUCAUAAUUGUCCUCCAACUGAAUGGAUGGGAUUUGCUUUGUGUUUCAUGCUGGUGAGUUUUGCUGAACCACCUGAGUUGUGUCAUCAUGAAGUAAGUUGUUACUUGUUUGGACCAAAGGGUAAAUUGUUUAUCAGAUCCAGGGAUUUACCUCCUAUGGAACCGUAUGUCCGUCACCUCUAUAUUCUCUAUCUGACCAUCGAUGAAUGUCGGGAAAGAUUUGAUGAAGGUGGUGACUGCAGUGAAAUUGAGUUUGUCUUGAAAACUUAUUGUUGUGAUGAAUUACAAGUAGUGAGGUGUGGUUGUCGUUUGGUAUUUAAGCAAGAUGUUGAAGAUAUCUACCGAAAUUAUUACUAGGCUUUCACAUUAUACCUCUAGUUUAGUCCUUGACAAUAUUGUCAUGCUAAUGAUGUUAUAGGAUUUAGGUUGUGUGCAGUGUGACUGCACGUAGUCAGCCACAUCUGGACCGUCUGAUGAUUUCAAUGUAGAUUUUGAUAUAUUUUGAAUCUAAAAUAUCGAGUUUGUAAUUUGAACUGUUUGAUCUUUGAUCAGACGGUUUAGAUAUGGCUGACUGUACACAGUCAUAGGGUUGUGUUGUGACUGCACACAACCUAGAUCCGAUGUUAUGUGACUUACACACAAAUUUUCAUGGAAUUAGUUGUGAGUCUUACAUGUGCUACAUAAACUUAUAAUUCUCCAUUUUGUAUA
This is a messenger RNA of Medicago truncatula (barrel medic), 3921 nucleotides long. RefSeq names its product TMV resistance protein N. The record is from RefSeq and is a predicted model, not a curated record. Gene Ontology annotation, molecular function: ADP binding. The transcript is spliced from 5 exons. Gene Ontology annotation, biological process: defense response; signal transduction. Lineage: Eukaryota; Viridiplantae; Streptophyta; Magnoliopsida; Fabales; Fabaceae. The coding region runs from base 157 to 3570 and encodes 1137 amino acids.